Messenger RNA from Symbiodinium sp. CCMP2592, 1143 nucleotides. The record is from the annotation of a GenBank genome assembly. NCBI's taxonomy places the organism in Eukaryota, Dinophyceae, Suessiales, Symbiodiniaceae.
AUGUUGAAGUUGCACUUCAGCCCUGUGCGCUGCUGCGACAUUUCGACCGACGAGCGCCUGCUUCUUACUGCCUCGGACGACAAAUCCGUAAAGCUUACCUGGCUGGCCGAGCGCCGCUUCGCUGCGACGUUUGCAGGGCACUCGAACUGGGUGCGGUCUGCAUCCCUAUCCUCAAGCUCUACACACAUGGUCUCGGGUGGCGAUGACAAGACUGUGAAGCUUUGGGAUGUUGAGCAGAAGUCUUGCUUACAGACCUUCAGCGAUAGUGCUUCAAGCAUCACCUGUACUCGCUUCGGCUUGGGCGACCACGUUAUCAUCGCGAGCUCCUGGGAUUCCUGCAUCAAUCUGUGGGAUGUGCGCUCCUAUGGGAUCCGUCAGCAUUACGGCCGAGCCCAUGGAGGAAGUCCCAUUACCCAGGUGGCCGUCCACCCGCGCAGCGACCUGAUCUUGUCCUCUUCCUCGGACCGACAGCUGCGAGUUUGGGAUCUCCGCGCAGGGAAGCUUUGCUGCACUGUCCUUGGCCACGAGCGCCCGGUGCAUUCCUGCGGCUUCGAUGAAGCCGGGGACCACUUCCUCAGCUGCGACAGCGAGAUGGUCCUCUACUGGUCCUGUCCGCCUUUGGCAGCGCCCUGCCCUCCGGCACAGCCGGAGCCUACUCCCAUCUCUCUCGAGGCGGAAGAUGCCCUGAACCUCCCGAGUUCCGCGCCCAGGAUCGACGGCCCGGCAUCCGAAGCUGGCAGGAGCGCCGAGGCUUCCGACCCUCUCUUGGCCGGGGAGGCAGCCCCUUGGAAGCAGGCCGAGGUGCCCAGGAGCCGCAAGGCUCCGAAGGAGGAGCGUCUCCGGGAGGCUCUGCCCGAGGUAGUGGCUCGGAUGGUGGAGAAGAUGGUCACCGACAUGGCCUCUCUUCACCAAAACAGGAUCUUUGAGCGGGAAAGCCUAGGACCUAAGAGGUGCGAAAGGGGUCGUCUAACACGCAAGCUUCAGGUUCAGACGAGCAUCGAUUUUCAAAGAUUGCGUAAUGAUGUGGAAGAUCGUUGGGCUAGCCAGGUAAAUCCGAGCCAAUUCAUGUCUCUGGCUUGGCCAAUUGGGUUGGGCGACUUUGAGUGUGAGUGGUUGCUGGCCAACUAUUGCUUCCGGAAAUAA